AUUUCUCUGAAGUUCUUGACAGAUUCGACUUCAGAUUGAGAGUAUUCAAGAUGGCUGACACAGCUUCAAGGUAAAGGGCCCUCUCUGAACUUCCUCGUCUGUGCUGAGGCUGUGGUGUCAUAAGUGCUGCUGUCACCAUGUCCUCCACCUCCUCCUGCUACUCCUCCUCGGGGGAAACAAGUCCAGAGGAUGUGCCCCGCGGAGGGGGUACCAUCCGUGUCUACCUCCCCAACAAGCAGAGGACCGUAGUUAAUGUUCGUCAGGGUCAGACUGUGUACGAGAGUCUAGAUAAAGCCCUUAAAGUCAGAGGCCUGAGCCAAGGAUGCUGCGCUGUGUUCCGCCUAUUAGAAGGGCGGAAAAGGCUGACAGACUGGGACACAGACAUCACUCCUCUGGUCGGGGAGGAGCUGUUAGUCGAGGUCCUAGAUGAUAUUCCACUUUCAAUGCACAAUUUUGUACGUAAAACUUUUUUCAGGCUGGCUUUUUGUGAUUUCUGUCACAAGUUUCUUUUUAAUGGCUUCCGGUGUCAGACGUGUGGGUAUAAGUUUCACCAGCACUGCAGUAGCAAGGUUCCUACUGUGUGUGUGGACAUGGACACAGUGACCAAAAUUAAGAUUGAGCCCCACCCCUUUGUAGAUGUGUACCCUCAGAUCAUGCUGCCAGAACAUUCCCCUUCACAGAGCAACCUCGACUUCGUCCCAGAUCCUUCUGGGAUGGACCUGCUCUCCCCGACUUCAGCCUUUCCCUUCCCCCUGCCUGGUGCAGAGGGUCAGUCUUUACAGAGGCACCGCUCCACCUCCACCCCCAAUGUGCACAUGGUCAGCACUGUCGGCCCUGUAGGAGUCAUACGAGAGGAAACUCUACGAUACAACAACACAAUAGGACCCGAGCCGUCACCGAAGCUGUCCACCAGCCCCCCCUCUUCCUUGGGCUCCCCCGGCAGACGACCCCCCAAGUCCCCCUCCGAGCACAAGGAACGCAAGCCAUCCUCCUCAGACGACAAAAAGAAAGUGCAACGAGGGGGCAUUCGAGACUCGAGUUACUACUGGGAGGUGCAGUCCCGGGAAGUGACUAUCCAGAAGAGGAUAGGGUCGGGCUCGUUCGGGACGGUGUACAGAGGGAAGUGGCAUGGAGACGUGGCCAUAAAGAUCCUCAAAGUGACUGAGCCCACACCGGAGCAGCUACAGGCCUUCAAGAACGAAAUGCAGGUUCUACGGAAAACCCGGCAUGUGAACAUCCUGCUGUUUAUGGGUUACAUGACGAAGCCCAACUUUGCCAUCAUCACCCAGUGGUGUGAGGGCAGCAGCCUGUACCGACACCUCCACGUCACCGAGACCAAGUUUGACACCAUGAGGAGAAUCGAAGUGGCCCGACAAACUGCUCAGGGCAUGGAUUACCUUCACGCCAAGAACAUCAUUCAUCGGGAUCUCAAAUCAAACAAUAUUUUCCUGCAUGAGGGCUGGACGGUGAAAAUUGGUGACUUUGGAUUAGCCACAGUGAAGUCUCGGUGGAGUGGCUCACAACAGGUGGAGCAGCCCAGCGGCUCCAUUCUGUGGAUGGCCCCCGAGGUGAUCCGGAUGCAGGACCCAAACCCCUACACAUUCCAAUCAGAUGUUUAUGGAUACGGUGUAGUGUUGUUCGAGCUCAUGUCGGGAACGCUGCCUUAUUCCAACAUCAACAACCGUGACCAGAUCAUCUUCAUGGUCGGCCGUGGUUACGUGUCCCCAGAUCUUAGUAAAUUGUACAGUACGUCUCCAAAGUCCAUGAAGAGGAUGAUCUCAGACUGUCUUAAGUUCAAACGAGACGAGAGACCUCUCUUUCCACAGAUCCUGGUAGCCAUAGAGCAGGUGCAGGACAUGCUGCCAAAGAUCGAGCGCAGUCGGUCGGAGCCCUCUCUGCACCGGGCUGUCCACGCCGAGGACCUCAACCCGCUCCUGCUCAACACCACCAGGUUUUUGGCCCUCUAAAGACCCCCUACCCCCACCAGCACCAGCACCCUCCCCAACACCGGACACCUACACGGGGCUGCCCCUCUGUGCACACCCCAGAGGAACCAGAGACCCCACCCCUGCACCUGGAGCACUGGGCACUCAAACUCUAUCACAAACUGUAAAGUCAUAUUGUUUUUAUAUGAACGUAGGUCGACUUACAUUGAAACAAAUGGAGUGAAACAAGAAGAUUGCAAAAAUGUUAAAAGUAGAGGAAUAAUAGUGGAGCUCAAAAGAAUUCCCAAAAUGACUAGCUCCCCCAAGACCUGGCAGUGAAAUUUUAAUAGUGAAAAUCUUGACUUUUUUGUUUGUCCAGCAGAGGGCGUUAUAGUAAAGCUGUUAAAGUCAUGCCGCUUUCUAACCAAAUUUUUCCAUGGCAAGUCUGGUCCAAACUCCUUCUGUCGUGUCUAGAGCCAGAACCGAACAUGGCCUUGCAAUCCAGAUUCAUUUUAUUAUGUGAAACAAAGGAGUUCAUUGGUCACCCAUUGUUUUGGAAUAAAAUCACAACAGACUUCAGUACUUUGCUCAUUGAUUCUGCAGAAAUCCACGAUAUUUUUCCCUGUGGUAUUUUUUUUUCUUUUUCCUCGUAAGCAGCCAUAUUCGCUUUGAUAUGGACUGGCCAUGUGUGUCUUUGAUUGGCUAAUCCACCUGUCAAUCACGCCCAUCUGAACUUGGGAACAUUUGCUGGGGACCAGACUUCCAAUACUUUAUGAAGAUGUGAAAGUGUGAAUUCUGGAUCCCAAGCAAACACAGCUUUAUGGAAGAGGUUGAGUAGCUAAUCAAUGUAUUUAAUUUAAAAGAAGGCUCUGAUCAAAAUUGCACAAAUUCCAGUUCAAUUUUAGAAUUGCAUUUUGAUGCCAGGUCAAAAGGUGGUGCUAGUCUGCAACAAAUCUUCAGUCCAAAAGAGAAGCUUUACAUUAUACUGUAAAAAACAAAGACUAACAAAGUAAUUCCAAUAUUUCAAAGUUGAUGCAAAUUUCAAGAUCAAAUGUGAAAUUUCAACACCCAAACUUCACUUCAAAUCAAUAGCUUAUUAUAAUAUUGUGUUUUAUCACCAGCAUAAAUGAUGGCAGUAAAAGGCCAGUACCAGCCCACUUUGUAAACAUCACAUUUCGGUAUCUUUUGUAUUUUACUAAAAUACCCCUAUACUAUAAUUGAUGUGGUGGGCUUUUUUAUUUUAUUUUAUUUUAUUUUUUUGUAAAUGUUCAGUCUUAAUGUAAACAGUUUGUUGUUUUGCUGCUAUUUGAGAUUGCGUUUUGAAAGUUACUGGUCAACUUGUCUGUGGGUUAGUCUUAAAAACAAGAUUUUUUUUAAAUGAAAAAUAAUUACUGUAAGCAUCUGGAGUCAGCUGUCAUUACGGGAAAGGGCUGUCAAUGAUUUUUGUGAUGUUUUUAUUAAUUUAACCAUUGCAGAUUUUAUACAAAAAAUUCGUCACUUUUUGUGUCAUUAAUUAAAACAAAUUCCCCUUAACAAUCUAA
Periophthalmus magnuspinnatus is the source of this 3466-nucleotide messenger RNA. It is a transcript of the gene araf, whose product is annotated as A-Raf proto-oncogene, serine/threonine kinase. Gene Ontology annotation, cellular component: cytosol; mitochondrion. Gene Ontology annotation, molecular function: ATP binding; protein kinase activity. The record is from RefSeq and is a predicted model, not a curated record. The transcript is spliced from 16 exons. The coding region runs from base 138 to 1967 and encodes 609 amino acids. Lineage: Eukaryota; Metazoa; Chordata; Actinopteri; Gobiiformes; Gobiidae. Gene Ontology annotation, biological process: protein phosphorylation; signal transduction.